Caenorhabditis angaria is the source of this 879-nucleotide messenger RNA. The record is from the annotation of a GenBank genome assembly. Lineage: Eukaryota; Metazoa; Nematoda; Chromadorea; Rhabditida; Rhabditidae.
AUGAAAGUGAGAAACAGUUUUUUGCUUAAAAUAGCAAUAACUUGUAUUCCAAUCAUUUGUAAUAUUAUUUCUGGAAUUCUCAUAUUUUCAUUCAUUAUUAUCGAUGCACAAAAUAAUAUUGAUGAAAAUGUUAUGAGAACAUUAGUGAAUAAGAGUCUAACUGCCGAAGAAAAACUCAAUAAAUCGAUUAGGACAAUGCAAUAUGGAAAGAAUUUACGCAACCAUGUUGCAGAAAUAAAGUUCAGCAGAUUCGCGGAUAGUUGUUUGAGUUAUAAUAUGGUGUCUUCUCAUGAGGUAACAAUUUGAGUUUUUGUAUUUGUAAAACUAGAUUGAUAAAAAUUUGAAACAUGUAAUUCCAGUUUGCAUUGACGUGUCCUCCAAAGAAAAAACAAUUUUGUGAGUGGUUGGUGGAAAAUCAAAAACAAUGUUUUGUAAUUGCAAACGAAGAGGAAACCAAAACAGUUUGUGAGGAUAUUGAAGCAAUUUAUCCUAUUAUCAUAGCUCAAGUAGCAUUCAUAAAGGCUGAAUGUGAUUCUAUUGAAGCUUUUUGGAAAUCUACUAUCAACAAAAAAAUGGAAAGCGAAAUGAUUUCGUACGAAAAAACUCAAGCGUAUCAUGAUAGUUUAUUGGUAAGAACAUCAAUCAUAAUGAUGUAGGUUCAUGUUUCAGAUGUUUAAUGAAAAAAUAAUAAUUCCAAUGAGAAACACGUUGGCACAAAUACCCACAACACUUCAAAACAACCACAUUCAAACAGUAAACACAAUUGAUUCAUGGAGAUUAUCGAUUAGUGUAAAUUAUGGAAUCAUUAUCACAAUUUCGAUUAUCUUCAGUGUUUCUGAAAUUUGCUAUUUGUUGUUUGUUUUGAAAAAGAAGAAAUGA